CACGCCGGGGCCAGACAGACAGACACACAGCAGGGCAUAGCAGGGCCAGACGGAUGCACGGGAGGGCCAGACAGAGAGACACAUGCCAGGGUCAGACAAACACGCCAGGGCAAGAAAGACACACGCCAGGGUCAGACAGACACAUGCCAGGGCGAGACAGACACACGGCAGGGUCAGGGGGACACACAGCAGGGCAUGGCAGGGUCAGACGGACACAGGGCAGGGCCAGACAGAGAGACACACGCCAGGGUCAGACAAAAACACGCCAGGGCAAGAAAGACACAUGCCAGGGUCAGACAGAUACACAGCAGAGCCAGACAGAGAGACACAUGGCAGGGCCAGACAGACACAUGCCAGGGUCAGAUGGACACACGGCAGGACCAGACAGACAGACACACGCCAGGGCCAGACAGACAUGCGCCAGGGUCAGAGGGACACACGGCCGGGCCAGACAGACACACGGGAGGGCCAGACAGGCACACGGCAGGGUCAGACGGACACACGCCAGCGCCAGACACACACGCCAGGGCCAGACAGACACACAUGCCAGGGCCAGACGGACACACACGGACACACACACCAGGGCCAGACAGACACACGCCAGGGCCAGACAGACAUGCGCCAGGGUCAGAGGGACACACGGCCGGGCCAGACAGACACACGGGAGGGCCAGACAGGCACACGGCAGGGUCAGACGGACACACGCCAGCGCCAGACACACACGCCAGGGCCAGACAGACACACACGUCAGGACCAGACAGACACAUACGGACAAACGGCUGGGCCAGACGGACACACACACCAGGGCCAGACAGACACACGCCAGGGCCAGACAGACAUGCGCCAGGGUCAGAGGGACACACGGCCGGGCCAGACAGACACACGGGAGGGCCAGACAGGCACACGGCAGGGUCAGACGGACACACGCCAGCGCCAGACACACACGCCAGGGCCAGACAGACACACACUGACAUUGGUGCUGUUGGUGGAACAGUCAUGCAUCAGCAACUGUAAGUUCAACGCAUGA
Messenger RNA from Pelodiscus sinensis (Chinese soft-shelled turtle), 1027 nucleotides. NCBI's taxonomy places the organism in Eukaryota, Metazoa, Chordata, Testudines, Trionychidae. The record is from RefSeq and is a predicted model, not a curated record.